Molecule: messenger RNA, 1164 nt
Organism: Tribolium castaneum (red flour beetle)
Lineage: Eukaryota; Metazoa; Arthropoda; Insecta; Coleoptera; Tenebrionidae
Gene: s-cup
Product: stanley-cup
Exons: 4
Coding region: 373-831 (152 amino acids)
Source: RefSeq, a predicted model, not a curated record
UCGAAAAUGGGUUUCAUUUUUUGUUUGGCGCAUCCACCAUUUCCGACUGAUUCCAUUACCGGUCGUCCUGGGUGUUAAAAUGAAAGCAUUAAGUCUGCUCUAGUAUUGAUUAUUUCAGGUAAAAUGUAAGUUGUUUCAGUCGUGAAAGAGCGUUCGAUAUACCAAGUGUGCGUCACGAAUUACACCAUGUUUCAAAUAUUAAGUGCCCCCGUGUAAUGCGUCUCAUACGUGUUUUACAAUACUUUCAGAGAGUCAUCGAACAUGUCGACGACUUUCGUUUCAAGAACACUUCAGGCCUUUUGAAAUAUUGAAGAAGCUUAAAGGUUGCCAUGUUGAGAUAGCACCAGCACGGCGCUUUAUAACAGGUGUGUUAUGUCAAUGAAAAAAUUGGCCGUCCUAUCAGCAUUGCACAAUUAUGGCGGACUGAAUAAAACCGACAUGAACCCCACACCAGGAUCCCCUCCAGCUCCGGUGCAUGGGGUCAACGUGAUGCUGGGAGGGGCUAUGAUCAGCGGUAUUAUCCUUGUGGUCUUCAUAUUCUGCUACUGCUGCCACAAGACGCACCGGAAAUCGCAAACGCAUUUGCCUCCAUAUUGGAGGGACCCGGGAGGCCUCUCUAUGGAGAUAUACACCGUCGAGGCGCAAAGUUGUUUCAGCUCGGAGGAGUUCAGCGAAAGCCAUCGGCCGCCGACUCCUGGACCGCCCCCAGCCUACGACCUCGUCGUGCCCAUCAGAAAAGGAUCGGAUUGGGACAAAGGUGAGGACGAGGGCGGACUGCCCAGCUACGAGACCGCCGUCAAACUGCAAGCGCCCGGAACCGGAUACGUGUAAAGUGUCAGUGAUAAAAACUGCAAAUUUAUUCGUCUUAUCUGUUCGAGAAGUAGCGGUUUUUAUGGACUUAGUUCCUCAAAACUUGGCAUGGGUACUAGUGGAGUAAUUAAAUUAACGUCAAGGGCGUAGAUGGGUAGAUAAGAUAUGCAAUAAUGUAUAAUAUGUACAUAAAAAACAAGUCGUGUAUUAAAACACCAAUUAAAUUUAGGAAUUGAGAGCAAGGCGACUCGGCCUUCAAUGGAACUACUUCUAAAUUAAUUGAGAUUUUUAUAUAGAGUGGACCUAAACUUUAUGUCGCUAGUUUACUUUUAAUAUAUUUAUUUUAUUUGAAAA